AUGAAAUACUGUACUUACUGUAAAGAAUAUAAGAAUAGUUACGCUGACUGUUCUUGGUUUAUAAGGUUUUUAAAUGGAUUUGAUAAGAAUCCCUCAAAAUGCGCAAUAUGUAAAAACGAGACACUUAUUCCUUCUACAAAUGUUAUAAAAGACGAAUAUCCCUCUUUCAGUAAUUUCUGCUCUUAUUGCGGUAAAGAUUCUUUAAUCGAAAGUUCAGUUAUCGCUGUAGGCAACAAAUUAGGACUUGCCAAAUACCAUCCGAUUUUAUUGGAGCUUCAAUCAAAAAUAAAUGAAUGGAAAAUAAAUUCUCUAACUCAAGAAGAAUAUGAUUUACAUACCGAUGAUUAUGCCAAUUGUAUUAAAAAAGCAUAUAAUAAAAAUAUUACUCAAAAAUAUAUUAAAGAAUAUUUAGUCAAACAGGCUACAGAGUAUAAGGAAUAUGAUUAUUAUCAUCUUAGUAUUUAA
This is a messenger RNA of Funneliformis mosseae, 465 nucleotides long. Lineage: Eukaryota; Fungi; Glomeromycota; Glomeromycetes; Glomerales; Glomeraceae. The record is from the annotation of a GenBank genome assembly.